UUCUCCGUUUGAAAUCCUGAGCGAUCUCUAAUCUUCUUGACUGAAGAAACCCUAAAUUUUCUGGCAGAUACACAUUGCGUUUCGUAUACAUUCCUUGAUCGUCACUUCUGGGAAGAUCACUCCCAGAUUUCAGAUUUUUUUUUUCCUGGUUUCAUCGUUCUGAAUUUUCUUGAUAGUAAUAUCGCAUUGCGUAUUGUGUGUGUGGGUGUUUGUGUUUGCAUUUGUUUUCGUUUAAAAACACUGUCUUUGAAGAGGAGGGGGAGAGUUUCGGAGGAAUUUGUUGGGGGGGGAUUUUGAGGGGAUGAAAAUCGGGCGAUGAACGAUGCCAGUGCAGCGUGGCGGAGUGCGUAGAGGCCGGAGAGUGAAUCAGCAGCCACAGGCGAACGAAAACAAUAAUCAGAAUCCGAUUGAAGAGGCGGGGAUUGCCACCAGGACGCGGAGGAGGAGAGCUGCGGCAGCGGCAGCGGCGGCGGCGGCGGUGGUGCCGAUUAAUGAUAACGUAGGCGGUCUCCCACCACCGGCAGCUGCGGCGGCGGCGGAGGAGGUAGUAGUCGCGGGAAAGGUGGAAGCAAUUCCCGCCGUGAAUAACAGAGUGGAGGUUGGCGAUAAGCUCAUGGUUAUGAACGAUCAAGGUGGCGGUGGCGGGAAGAGCGUUGAUAAAGGUCAAGCCGCCGAUGAUGACGCAAACGCCGCUCCCCUCCCAGAAAGGGUGCAGGUUGGGGAUUCCCCAAUUUAUCGGCUAGAAAGGAAGCUUGGUAAGGGAGGCUUUGGACAGGUCUAUGUUGGUCACCGUUUUACAGGGGGUGUUCUAGGUGAAAGAACGGGCCCUGGAGCACAAGAAGUGGCCUUGAAAUUUGAGCAUGUAAAUAGUAAAGGAUGUAGCUAUGGACCGCCUCAUGAAUGGCAGGUUUACAACACUCUUGGGGGCAGUCAUGGUGUACCACAAGUGCACUAUAAAGGCCGACAAGGUGACUAUUUUAUCAUGGUAAUGGACAUUCUUGGGCCUAGUUUGUGGGAUGUAUGGAAUAAUAACUCUCAUACGAUGUCCAUUGAAAUGGUAGCGUGCAUUGCUAUAGAAGCUAUAUCAAUAUUGGAGAAGAUGCACUGUAGGGGGUAUGUUCACGGGGAUGUUAAACCUGAGAACUUUUUGCUAGGACAACCAGGGACUCCUGAUGAGAAGAAAUUAUUCUUAGUUGAUCUUGGCUUAGCAACUAGAUGGCGAGAUGCCACAAGUGGUCUACAUGUUGACUAUGAUCAGAGACCUGAUGUUUUUAGGGGAACUGUUCGAUAUGCUAGCGUUCAUGCUCAUUUAGGCCGGACAAGUAGCAGGAGAGACGAUUUAGAAUCUCUAGCAUACACACUGAUUUUCCUCCUCCGUGGCCGUCUUCCUUGGCAAGGUUUUCAGGGCGAGAACAAGGGGUUUCUUGUUUGCAAAAAGAAGAUGGCUACAUCUCCAGAAGUUUUAUGCUGCUUAUGCCCACAACCGUUCAAAUUGUUUGUGGAACAUGUCGUGAAUUUAAAAUUUGACGAGGAACCCAACUAUGCAAAAUAUAUCUCCCUUUUUGAUGGAAUUGUCGGGCAAAAUCCACUAAUCAGGCCAAUAAACACAGAUGGUGCACGAAAGCUUAUAUACCAGGUUGGUCAGAAGAGAGGCCGGAUGACUUUUGAAGAUGAAGACGAUGAGCAACCAAAGAAGAAGGUACGCAUGGGGGUACCUGCUACACAGUGGAUCAGUGUUUACAAUUCUCACAGGCCUAAAAAACAAAGGUAUCACUACAAUGUGACUGACGCAAGACUUCCCCAACACAUAGAUAAAGGAUACGAAGAUGGCCUGUAUAUAAGCAGUGUAGCAUCCGCCAGUAAUUUGUGGGCGUUAAUCUUGGAUGCUGCUACUAGCUUUACACAUCAAGUGCACGAACUUUCUCCUUCCUUUCUUCACAAGGAAUGGAUCAUGGAACAAUGGGAAAAGAAUUAUUACAUCACUGCGCUUGCUGGAUCUACUAACGGGCAUUCAUUGGUGGUGAUGUCAAAAGGCACACAGUAUUUCCAGCAGUCUUAUAAAGUAAGCGAUCAAUUUCCUUUCAAGUGGAUAAACAAGAAGUGGAAAGAAGGGUUUUAUAUUACCUCCAUGGCCACCGCAGGCAGUCAAUGGGCAAUUGUCAUGUCUCGCGGUGCAGGAUUUUCCUACCAGGUUGUGGAAUUAGAUUUUCUUUAUCCCAGCGAAGGCAUCCACCGGAGGUGGGAUUCUGGAUACCGGAUAACAGCCACUGCAGCAACGUGGGACCAGGCCGCUUUUGCUCUAAGCAUUCCGAGAAGAAAGCCGACUGAUGAAACACAAGAAACGCUUCGUACAUCUGCCUUCCCAAGUGCUCAUGUUAAGGAGAAAUGGGCUAAAAACCUAUACAUUGCAUCGAUUUGCUAUGGUCGUACGGUGUCAUAGAUCCACACAACAUCACGAAGAACACAUGGUCCUGUUGAUAGCCGAAAGCCGGGCUAUUUCACAAGAUUGAUGCCCAGGCUGAACACUGAACAAGUGUUGGUUGGUACAAACUUUAGGGUUUUUAGUUGCGUAUCUGAGACUCUUUUCAGCAGAGAAUUAUGUCUCUCUGCAGUGUGAAUAGUCUGUUUUUUUAAGCCUGUUAUCGUAUAUAGGCAUGUGAAGAUGACAGGUGAAGUAACUGAUUUUACUAAAUAUAUAUAUUCUUCUGAAAA
This is a messenger RNA of Ipomoea triloba (trilobed morning glory), 2712 nucleotides long. RefSeq names its product casein kinase 1-like protein HD16. Gene Ontology annotation, cellular component: nucleus; cytoplasm. NCBI's taxonomy places the organism in Eukaryota, Viridiplantae, Streptophyta, Magnoliopsida, Solanales, Convolvulaceae. Gene Ontology annotation, biological process: signal transduction; endocytosis; peptidyl-serine phosphorylation. Gene Ontology annotation, molecular function: ATP binding; protein serine/threonine kinase activity. The record is from RefSeq and is a predicted model, not a curated record. Bases 323 to 2440 code for a protein of 705 amino acids. The transcript is spliced from 16 exons.